GCACCACCGGAGAUCUCGCCGGGACCUGAUCUGGACGUGAUUAACAACGUUAAGGAGACGAUCGGUGACUGGCUGCGGAAUGAUCCUCAUGGGACCAACAACCUCGAGGUUCCGAUGCCGUCAGCAUUCCAGCGUCUGUUGAUGCACAGUGUUAUUGCGGCUGAGUACCCCAAUCUGUAUUCAUAUUCAUCAAGGAGAGCAUCUGAUGGAGAGAGGAUGCUUGUAGUAUAUCGGAGUCAAGACCAAUUAUAUGAAACUCAGAUUAAGGAGAUAGAGGAGGACUUGCAACAAACAACGGUCCAAGUGGGGGUCCGAUCGCUCCUCGAUGCGGCGGCUGAUAAAGUCAUUGUGGGCCACAACUGCUUCCUAGACGUCCUUCAUGCGCAGCACAGACUGUGA
Messenger RNA from Perkinsus marinus ATCC 50983, 399 nucleotides. RefSeq lists its product as hypothetical. Gene Ontology annotation, molecular function: RNA binding; 3'-5'-RNA exonuclease activity. The record is from RefSeq and is a predicted model, not a curated record. The annotation marks the transcript as partial. NCBI's taxonomy places the organism in Eukaryota, Perkinsozoa, Perkinsida, Perkinsidae. The transcript is spliced from 3 exons. Gene Ontology annotation, cellular component: cytoplasm.